CAUCUGUUAACCCUGUGAGCACUCCCAUCUCGCAGUAUCUCUGGUUCAAAGACCAGCUGGGAAGGUCCUAAGCAAGGGAGCUCCCAGCAACAGAAGGGAGGGGCAUAAUCCAACAGUGAGGUCACAGAGCCUAAGCAGUGCUCUCUGGCAAAGGAGCCCAAGCCCCAGAAUGAACUUUGACCAGAAGGCUGUGAAAUUCCUGGCAAAUUUUUACAUCAAUGGAGGCAAACACUGGACUCGGGGCUCCCUGAGUCAGAAACCUCUUUAUCCCACCCAGGCCAACGCUGCUGUGUUAUGGUGGGACCAGGAGCUGGAGACUGCCUGGGAUGAGAUGUGGCCCCCCAAAACGAAGAGAGCACCAAGUGGCUUCAGGUUAAGAAUAGGCAACCCCGACGAGUCCACACCUAUCAGCACAGGGACUCUAAGAGAGCUGUUGCUAGAGAGACGUCCUCCAAUCCUGACGGACCCGGAUGUCCCUGGCCCAGCCCAGUAUGAUGUGCCCAAUGUGUCUCUGCGAGAGUCCUCUCCACACCCCCAAUACACCAUCGGUCGCAAGUACCCGGUUCGAGAGGGUGGUGGCCGCAGGGCAUGGCAGACCAUGUGGCUCCAAAGUGAAAGCCCCUUCAUACAGAAGACCGACUUCAACCGAGAGACAAAGUGGCCAUCGCCCGCCGAGUACACGCCGCUGAGCCAACCUGCCUUCCCGGCCUUCAGCUUUGGAGGCCGCCGUCGCUCUGCUGUCAAAAUGCACGAGAGUCGUUUCCGCCCAGGGAUGCUCCGAGCCCGAGGUCCUUGUAGCUAUACCCCACUCUUGACUACCUCAAAGCCCUCUGGCGAGAAGAGACCCAGCCCCAACACCUAUAACAUCCUUCCUGGGUACCGUCUGCAGAGCACACGCUCACCUGCCUUCUCCAUGAGCCGCUCUCCUGCGUUUGCAUCCUGGGUCAGCUCCUCCCGAACCCCAGGUCCAGCUGCCUACUACGUGGAAGACUGCUACAACUCACGGUUCCCUUCUCCGCCAGGAGUAGUUAUCCAAGGAGUGCGCAGACCCAAGCGCCACGACACAGGCCCCUUCUGCACACUAUAGGCCCAUCGGGAAUAGAUUGCAAAGCUAACCUCUCUUGAGGCUUUCCUAGGCUUCCUUUGGAACUCUUUUGUCUGUAGCCUGGCCUUCUGACCCUCUAGACACCCCUCACCCACUCUUUGUGGCUUAGGCUGUGCAACAAGAAGAGUCCCCCUCCCCGACCCCUCCCACCCACCCCCCACCCCCGCACUAUACCGAGAUGCAAAUGAUUCUUCUGAACUGUGGUCUCUGGUGUGCCUGGUUGCCCAUCCUUUGUCGGAUGGGCUGUCUUGAAUAUGUGGCUUCCUGCUUCCCUGGUA
Molecule: messenger RNA, 1383 nt
Organism: Mastomys coucha (southern multimammate mouse)
Lineage: Eukaryota; Metazoa; Chordata; Mammalia; Rodentia; Muridae
Gene: Stpg3
Product: sperm-tail PG-rich repeat containing 3
Exons: 7
Coding region: 170-1087 (305 amino acids)
Cellular component (GO): cytoskeleton
Source: RefSeq, a predicted model, not a curated record